AAUAGACGAAGGCGUGGGCUGAACGCACAGUUAGGGCUCCGCCCCACAAGCCGGCAGACAAUAUAAGAACGCGCGCGCCUGGCGGGAAGGCAAGAUGGCCGAGGCGUCUUAUUGAGUACGCUCUUCCUGCCGAGUCACCUACCCUCAGCCUCACCUCGCCGGUACCGGACCCGGCCUCGUCCCCGCCGCCGCUCUCCCGCCCCAGUGGUUGCCGAGGACCGCCGGAGGAAGAUGCCGAACAUCAAGAUUUUCAGCGGCAGCUCCCACCAGGACCUGUCCCAGAAGAUCACCGAUCGUCUGGGCCUGGAGCUGGGCAAGGUGGUCACCAAGAAAUUCAGUAACCAGGAGACUUGCGUGGAAAUCGGUGAAAGUGUCCGCGGAGAGGAUGUCUACAUCGUCCAGAGCGGCUGUGGUGAAAUUAAUGACAACCUGAUGGAGCUUCUCAUCAUGAUCAAUGCCUGCAAGAUCGCCUCUGCAAGCCGAGUAACAGCAGUCAUCCCUUGCUUUCCUUAUGCCCGCCAGGACAAAAAGGACAAAAGCCGGGCCCCGAUCUCUGCCAAGCUUGUGGCGAAUAUGCUGUCUGUAGCAGGAGCUGAUCAUAUCAUCACCAUGGACCUCCAUGCUUCCCAGAUUCAGGGGUUCUUUGAUAUCCCAGUGGAUAACUUAUAUGCAGAACCAGCUGUCCUGAAGUGGAUCCGGGAGAACAUUGCCGACUGGAAGACCUGCUGUAUUGUAUCCCCUGAUGCUGGGGGAGCUAAGAGAGUGACUUCAAUUGCAGACCGAUUGAAUGUUGACUUUGCCCUGAUUCACAAAGAGCGUAAGAAAGCGAAUGAAGUAGACCGAAUGGUGCUAGUCGGAGACGUCAAGGACCGAGUAGCCAUUCUAGUGGAUGAUAUGGCUGAUACUUGUGGUACUAUCUGCCACGCAGCAGAUAAACUCCUGUCGGCUGGAGCCACCAAAGUCUAUGCCAUCCUCACUCAUGGAAUAUUUUCUGGCCCGGCCAUUUCUCGAAUUAACCAUGCCUGCUUCGAGGCGGUUGUUGUCACAAACACAAUACCUCAGGAAGACAAGAUGAAGCAUUGCCCCAAAAUACAGGUGAUUGACAUCUCUAUGAUCCUGGCUGAGGCCAUCCGGAGAACUCACAAUGGCGAGUCGGUCUCCUACCUGUUCAGCCAUGUUCCUUUAUAACUGAGGCUGCUUUUCCUUUGGGAGGCAUUUCUUUGCUCCGCCACCGUUAUUUGUUAUAUUCCCGAAGUUCAGUAGAUAUCUCUGCUAGUCUGGCCUGCUCUCUGGGGUCUUUUUUUUGCUCACAUCCAGUUUCCAGGGGCUCCGUUUUCUUUAAUUACUCUCUAAAUGAGCCUUUCAGCUUUACUCUAACUCUGUGGAGAGCAGGCCUGAUGUAUCCAUCCUAGAAGUGUGGUUGGGAGGGUGAGGAACGGGGAGGGAAGGGAUAGAUGUGCCACUCUGCAUGCACAUUUCGGCCAUUCUGGUUGGUUAGAUUGUGUGUUAAAAUAAAAGUCUGCAAAGUUAAA
Molecule: messenger RNA, 1532 nt
Organism: Monodelphis domestica (gray short-tailed opossum)
Lineage: Eukaryota; Metazoa; Chordata; Mammalia; Didelphimorphia; Didelphidae
Gene: PRPS1
Product: phosphoribosyl pyrophosphate synthetase 1
Biological process (GO): purine nucleotide biosynthetic process; 5-phosphoribose 1-diphosphate biosynthetic process; ribonucleoside monophosphate biosynthetic process
Cellular component (GO): ribose phosphate diphosphokinase complex; cytoplasm
Molecular function (GO): ribose phosphate diphosphokinase activity; ATP binding; magnesium ion binding
Source: RefSeq, a predicted model, not a curated record